Messenger RNA from Betta splendens (Siamese fighting fish), 3859 nucleotides. RefSeq names its product huntingtin associated protein 1 (gene hap1). Gene Ontology annotation, cellular component: dendrite. Bases 1 to 2742 code for a protein of 913 amino acids. The record is from RefSeq and is a predicted model, not a curated record. Gene Ontology annotation, biological process: neurogenesis; anterograde axonal transport of mitochondrion; neurotrophin TRK receptor signaling pathway. NCBI's taxonomy places the organism in Eukaryota, Metazoa, Chordata, Actinopteri, Anabantiformes, Osphronemidae. Gene Ontology annotation, molecular function: signaling receptor binding. The transcript is spliced from 17 exons.
AUGGACGACGCCUCGGCUGAUUACUCAGCUGACAGCGUGGUUUAUUCCCCUGGCAUCCUGUCCCGCAUGCUGAGUCAGAUUCUUGUGAGCUCCACCAGGGGGCACCGGUCCCACAGUUGGACACGCAGCUCUGAGCCUGUCUUCAUCCUGAACCCUCCAGCCUCAGUCAAACUGUCCCACGCUGCCUCGCCCCCCUCCGCUUCUGCUCCUCCUUCUCCCGCCUCCUGGCUCCCGCGGGCCCACCUGGACUCCCAGUCAGCCUUCUCCCUCCAUGAGGGGCGGAGGGACGUGCCGGGGGCCCAGCAUGUGGACCCUCAGGCCCCGGAGCCUGCUGCACAUGGGAGCAUCAGGGAACUGGGACGACGGUGCCAGGAUGCAUCAACUUUAACAGACCUUUGUUCAGACCUGCCAGAGUUGGAGAUAGUGAGUCUCUUAUCUGAGGGUCAGCCCAACUACACUCUGCGAGCAGACAGCGUGUUUGGCUACGACAAUGACGACUGGCUGCACACCCCCCUCCUGCCACCAGAGGUCGCCCUGGGACUGACCCACGAGCAGAUUGAGGAGACGUUCAAGUACUUCUUGCUGUGCUCAGACAGAGUGGGACAGGUCACCAAGACGUACCAUGACAUUAAGGCCGUCACCCACCUGCUGGAGGAGAAAGAGCGGGAUCUGGAGUUGGCCGCGCGCAUCGGCCAGUCGCUCCUGAAGCAAAACCAGGCGCUCAGCGAACGCAACGAAAUGCUGGACGAGCAGCUGGAGAUAGCGAAGGAGGAGAUCGCUCAACUUCGCCACGAGCUGUCGAUGCGAGACGACCUCCUGCAGUUCUACGCCAGCACCGAGGAGAUCGAGAACGCAGAGUCACACUCGCCAAUGAAGAGGAACGAGUCGUGCAGUUCGAUCAGCAACUUUGUCCACUAUGACUUCCUGCAGCAGAAACUCAAGGGUUUAGAGGAGGAGAACCGCAAACUGAGACUAGAGGCCAGCGAGCUCACCACCGAGACGACCAACUACGAGGAGCAGGAGCAGGAGCUGAUGAUGGUGUGUGUGGAGGAGCUCUCGUCCGUCAACAAGCAGGUGGUGGACCUGUCCGAGGAGCUGGCGCGGAAGGUGGAGGACUGCCUCCGCCAGCAGGAGGAGAUCAGCUCGCUGCUCGCCCAGAUCGUGGACCUGCAGGCCCGCUGCAAAGUGCUCACCCACGAGAACGAGGAGCUGAACCAGCACCUGGGCGCCUCCCGUGAGAGCCAGCUGAAGCUGAAAUCAGAGCUCAAGGACUUGCAGGACAAAUACUCUGAGUGUGGGGACAUGCUCCGCGAGGCCCGCGAGGACAUCAAGAACCUGCGAAACAAGAGCCUGCCCAACAGCACGGUGCAGCGCUACACGGCGCUGGCCUCCGUGCUGCCCAUGGACUCGCUGGCGGCGGAGAUAGAGGGCACCUUCCGCAAAGGCCUGGACACCCCCGCCCCCUCAGAAUACAGGAACCACCCAUGGCGUGUGUUCGAAACGGUGAAGGUGGUGAACAAGUGUGGGAGGUUGCGCUCCCUGUGCCAGUCCCCGGCGCUGCCGGGCUCCAGCCCGGUGUCGGCUCGCUCCAGUUGCACCAGCACCCCCCGGACCAGCUACUACGGCUCCGAUAACGCCAGCCUGACUCUGGAGGACAAGACGGGCUCCAGCAACGCCCAGAAAGAGGACGGCAGUGCGAGCGGGCCCAAGCGUCUGGGCCAGCCAGGCACGCCGGGGGGCCAGGACCUGGAGGCCGCGCUGCGCUGCCUGUCGGCCCGUCAGCAGAGCCACUCGUCGGACCGGCCCUUCUUCGACGUCGAGCGCGAGCGCAAACUCCGUGCCUUGGCGGCGACCUGCGAGGAGGCCGAGGGCUCCAGCGGCUUCCUGACCCCCAACGACAGCCUGGGCUCCAGCCCCGCGGCCUCCACCGGCACCAACUACUCCAAUGGCAGUUCGCGGCACUCCUGCGGCUCCUCGGGCGGGUCCAGGUCCUACCUCCCCGAUCGGCUGCAGAUCGUCAAACCUCUGGAAGGCUCGGUGACUCUGCACCAGUGGCAGCAGCUGGCCAAGCCCAACCUGGGGGGCAUCCUGCAGCCACGCCCCGGGGUCCUGACUAAAGACUUCAGGGAGCUGGAGGUGGACAUUCAGCACGUCUACAGUCUGAACGACCUGGAGGAGGACGAGCCCGACCUGUCGCAGCUCUCUGCAGCGCACGGCCUGGCAGCCCCUGCAUCCGGCCUCAACCUCCCUCAGACCUCCCCCACACACACCGUAACCACCUGCAAAGUCCUCCAACCCUCCCUCCUCCUCCCCUCCAUCUCCUCUAGCCUUCACGCUUUCGUCCUGCCAUCUUGUCGGAGCUGUGAGCACGUGAGCCCCUCGCCUCCGUCCCACCAGCACCACCUCGGCGGCGGAGGCCGAGCCGCCACCGCCACCACCACCACAAACACGACCACUCCGUCACUGGGACUCCUGAAGCUGCUGCAAAAGCACGGCAUCUCCGCUUCCCCCCAUCCCCACGUCAACCUGCGUCACAGCCACAGUGCAAAGCCGCCCACACAACAAGACAAAGGUGGAGGCUCCUCGUCGGGCAAAGACGGGGCCACGAGGAACAGGUUCAGCCUGAACUUGGUGGGGAAGCUUCAGCGUCUUGGGCUGCACAGAGUGGCAGCCUGGGGCAUGUUGGGUCAUAGUGGAGAGAGCGGAGCAAAGGAAGCUCUACGAAAGCCUGACGAGAGCUGAUCCACCGGUCGUCUCAUGUCUCAUCCACUGCAGUGACUUUGCACCAAGCUCUGUGUUUCCCGCUGUGCAUUCAGGGCCGGUCCUAGAGCCAUAAGCAUCACAGUCUACAUGAGCUUAUGUAGAGUAGCGAAAGUGUUGCAUCGACAUCUUCACCUCAGGACAGUCACCUGAUCUCCGGCCUGGUCGAGGGACACACCCCGCUUCGUUUUUACAUAAAACAAGAAACCGCUUGGAGGAAAAAAAAAAGUUUUAUAUUGUUUUUUUUUCUUUUUGACAUUUUAGAAUUUUCCCUUUUUACUGGUUUUAAAAAACCUUAUCACUUUCAUCUUUCAUUGUUUCCAAAGUGAAACAUCACCUCUGCUUGUGUAUAUACCAAAUACAUACAGUAAAUAUAUAUAUAUAUACACACACACAAAAGGACAGAAAAGGACUAUGUGCAGUAAAUUAUUAAUAGUAAAACCAGAAACCAAACAAACGUUGCCACACUGAAAUCUUUCAAAUGCACUAAAGACACUGGUCUUCCUGCUUCUUAGCUGCUACACUGAGACAAGCAUGUUGUAUGUGACCUUGUUAGAUACACAGUAGUGACUUAAUCCACCAUGAAGCGCCGCAAUAACGGCCGGACGGAGGAGCUGACGACCUUCGGUCCGCUCAUCACACGUUGUCAUGGCUGCAUGGAAAGCGUCUGACUUCACGGACCUCCUCCCGAGUGAGCGGCACCAGAACCACGACGGCUUCUCUGCUCACUCUGGAGUCACUACGUGUGUUUGGGCGAAACGCUCGCUUGUACAAAACCGCUGUAUCGUCAGCAGCUUUGAAUAUUAAUGAAUCGCAAUCACUUCGUUGGGGAUUGAAGGUGAAUUCCUCCUUACGUUAAGGGGAGCUCCUGUUUGAAGUAGAACUGUGCUGCAUCUGAACAAUCACGUAGCAUAAAGGCAUAGGAUGCUCUAAAGGGAAGAAAACACGGGUUCUAUAUAUCAUUUGUGUUCUGAGUGUAAUCGGCUGCACUGUUUCUCUGCACUGCUGCUUGCUGUUGUGUGUCUGCAUCAUAGCUGUACAUGUCGGCGUGUGUAUAAACUGUACCACAUAGAAUAAAACGGCGUUUCCUUCCAGCACA